AAAACCCAACAACAGGCCACAUGCAGUGCGAGGAACGUUCGUCUCUCUGCUACUGAAGCUUAUGACAUAGAUCUUGAGCAUCGGGACAUGAUGAUGAAAGCUCUACGGUUUUACACUCAGUAUUGCAGACAUGAAGGGAGUACUCAUUGUAUGGAAUGCUAUGAAAGUUACCGAGCAAGGAAAGAACCGUUUGGUGCAAUACCAGCUUUUAACUUGUGUAGGAGUCGUUCCUGUGGUGGCAGCACACCCUCGCGUGAAUCCACUAGAAUUUCCAGAUGUGUGAAAAUGGCACAGUGUCGGCUGAGAUUUUACGACGAUGUCGAUAAAGCAUCUUGUGAGGAUUUGUCUGCCAGCCAAAAGACUGCACCAUUACCUUACAGUAAACCACUGCUUUAUGCAUUAGAGGACGGGGACGGAGUGUUAGCUGACGCCUUGGGUCACACGUACAGGUCUACACAGACACGCCCCUGGUCUGUGUUGCCAGGGACGCUGUGUGAUGAUUGCAAACGGAGUUACUACAGACUAUUCCAGAAGACAGCCAGUGUAACCAGAAACAACAGCAACGAUAGAAAGCUUCAAAGAAGUGAUCUAAACGCCUCAAGCCAACUCAAGGUUGUAGCCCUUGCAUUAACGGACAGCAUGAGUCAGCCUAUUCCGCGAUCGGUUGCCUACCAACGGCGCAAUCAGACUACACAUUUAUGGACAGACAGCAGUCAUCUUAUGAGUCGUAGUGUGCCGACUGCUAAUUUCCUGCAUCGGCACUUCAGCUCGACUGCUUCGUCGCCUAGAUCUUCACUUGAUGACAGUGAGAAAACCAGCAAAGCACGUCCAAGUUCCUCGUACUCUUACGACGGUGGGUUUUUUGUUGGUGCACAUUCAGGUCAGGCGGAAUACUUUGUGAUACACCCAGACUGGGUGUCUGAAGCUAUGACUGUCAAGAAAGCUUCUUUAGGCGACAAGAGACCUGGUUCUUCACUCAAAAGAAGUAUUAGUCUUACCAGCAGAACGUUGCCGGAAGGAAGGAGAUGCUUGAGUGCCCCGCCCAAACAACGGAAUCCUAUCACAAUGGAACACGCAGAGAGACAAUCGGCGGGAACAAAGUGUCAACAAUAG
Messenger RNA from Candidula unifasciata, 1113 nucleotides. The record is from the annotation of a GenBank genome assembly. Lineage: Eukaryota; Metazoa; Mollusca; Gastropoda; Stylommatophora; Geomitridae.